Molecule: messenger RNA, 505 nt
Organism: Sinocyclocheilus anshuiensis
Lineage: Eukaryota; Metazoa; Chordata; Actinopteri; Cypriniformes; Cyprinidae
Exons: 4
Coding region: 135-275 (46 amino acids)
Cellular component (GO): respiratory chain complex
Source: RefSeq, a predicted model, not a curated record
CCGGUGUGUUGAUGUCACGCUGAUGACAUAUGUAGCUAGUUUAAGGCUAGCCGUGUCAAACUCACAACCAUCCUAGCUUUCGAGACCAGUGUCACUGUUAUUUAGUUUCUUUUCAUCAUUUCAAAGUUUUAAUCAUGAUGCAAUUCAUACUUGGAUUCACUCUGGGGAACGUGGUUGGCAUGUAUCUGGCACAGAAUUACGAGGUACCCAAUAUUUCAAAGAAAAUCGAGGCCUUUAAGAAGGACGUGGAGGCCAAGAAGAAACCCCCAGAAUGAGGGACGGGAGACCAGCCCUGUGUGGAAAUAUGGCUAAUUAAACAGCUUGCAGUGUGAUGCAGUUCUUGGGUUUCCUGUAUUUAUGGAGAAACAUGUUUGCAGUGCAAAUAGGAACUGCACAUAAUAAUCAGUUAUUCAAAAUAAAUUACUGCAAUGUUUCAUAAAGGCUACUUAAUAUUAUGCAAUAAAGGUGUGAGAUUAUAUACUAAUAAAAUGCCUUGUUUUAAGUU